Molecule: messenger RNA, 2029 nt
Organism: Ceratotherium simum simum (southern white rhinoceros)
Lineage: Eukaryota; Metazoa; Chordata; Mammalia; Perissodactyla; Rhinocerotidae
Gene: QPCTL
Product: glutaminyl-peptide cyclotransferase like
Molecular function (GO): zinc ion binding; glutaminyl-peptide cyclotransferase activity
Source: RefSeq, a predicted model, not a curated record
UUUGGGUUGUGCAGCCCUCCGGGGGAACCAACCCCAAAGCCCGCGGGAGACGGGGAGGCGUGUCCUCAGAGCGGGAGUCCCCAUUGGCUUCAGUGCUGGCAGGAGGGUCGGAUGGUUCAGCCGCUCUUGUUCUUUGGUCCGCUGAUUUCAUGGGGUGGGACUUGGCUCGGCCUAAAUUCUAUCCGCGGUCCCGGACCGGUUUCAGGGCGAAGCUGCCAUGCGUUCCGGGGGCCGCGGGCGGCCCCGGCCACGGCCCGGAGAACGCGGCCUCUUGGAGCCACCCUCACCGCCCAAGCGCCGCCUGCUACCGCGGGUGCCGCUGUUGCCCCUGCUGCUGCUGGCGCUGGCCGUGGCCUGGGCGUUCUACACCAUCUGGAGCGGCUGGCACCGCCGGACGGAGGAGCCGCCGCCGGCCCGGGAGCUGCGGGGCCCGUUGAUCGGAAGCCUCCCCGAAGCCCGGCUGCGGAAGGUGGUGGGGCGUCUGGACCCACAGCGUCUCUGGAACGCUUAUCUGCGCCCCCUGCUGGUUGUACGGACCCCGGGCAGCCCGGGCAAUCUCCAAGUCAGAAAGUUCCUGGAGGCCACGCUUCGGGCCCUGACGGCAGGCUGGCAUGUGGAGCUGGACCCCUUCACGGCCUCGACGCCCCUGGGGCCACUGGACUUUGGCAACGUGGUGGCCACACUUGACCCAGGGGCUGCCCGUCACCUCACCCUUGCCUGCCAUUACGACUCCAAGCUCUUCCCAUCUGGGUCGGCCCCCUUCGUGGGGGCCACGGAUUCGGCUGUGCCUUGCGCUCUGCUCCUGGAGCUGGCCCAAGCCCUUGACUUGGAGUUGAGCAGAGCCAAGAAUCAGGCGGCCCCGGUGACCCUGCAGCUGCUCUUCUUGGACGGUGAGGAGGCACUGAAGGAGUGGGGACCCAAGGACUCCCUGUAUGGCUCCCGGCACCUGGCCCAGCUCAUGGAGUCUGCACCCCACAGUCCCGGCCCCACCAGGAUCCAGGCCAUUGAGCUCUUUAUGCUUCUGGAUCUCCUGGGAGCCCCCAACCCGACCUUCUACAGUCACUUCCCUCGCACGGCCCGCUGGUUCCAUCGACUGCGGAGCAUCGAGAAGCGCCUGCACCGUUUGAACCUGCUACAGUCUCAUCCCCAGGAGGUGAUGUACUUCCAGCCUGGGGAGCCCUUUGGCUCUGUGGAGGACGACCAUGUCCCCUUCCUCCGCCGAGGGGUCCCGGUGCUCCACCUCAUCUCCACGCCCUUCCCCUCUGUCUGGCACACGCCUGAUGACUCUGAAGCCAACCUGCACCCACCCACAGUACAUAACCUGAGCCGCAUCCUCAUUGUGUUCCUGGCUGAAUACCUGGGGCUCUAGCCUGCCUGGCUGACUCUGAAGGAGAAGUGUCCAGCAGGAGACGUGCCGAGGGCACCUGGAGCCAAUGGAGCUCAAACCGGGCCCGCCUGGGGUGUGCUGGCUUGUCCUUAAUACCUUCGGCUCUGCUUGGGCUAUGAUUGGAAGACCCUCUUUCCUUUGACUAUCUUAAGCUGCCACUCUUCAAAGACAUAGAAGAGACCAGUAUGGGGGUGACCACCAAAGGAAUCAGAGCUCGGCCCUGCCCUGAGGGAAACACUUGGGCUGAAAGUUUGCAGAGGCCAAAUGCUGUUCUCAGGUUUAGUCAGCAAACCUCGCAUUGGCAUCUGGACCAGCAAUACAACCCAACCAAAUGAAUUCCCUGUGGCUCAUGUUUUUCUGUCAGUUUGUUCUGCAGAAUGGCAGCCUUGCUACUGCACCAGUCCAAACCUAACUUCCACAUGGAUACGCCAUGUGGGGCCCACAGAGGAUGCGCUCAUAAGCAGGAACAGAGGAGACGGAAGCCAAUACUUGAGAACUCUCGAUUCUGCCAGCUCCAAUGGGCAUUAAACCAGUGUUUCUGCAAAACGUAUUCUACAGAACUAGCACAAAUAGGUGUUGCAUGAAAAAGGGGAUUAAAAAAGCAGGGUGAACAAUAUUAAAUGAGUUUCUUCAUUGCACAAU